Molecule: messenger RNA, 1332 nt
Organism: Necator americanus (New World hookworm)
Lineage: Eukaryota; Metazoa; Nematoda; Chromadorea; Rhabditida; Ancylostomatidae
Exons: 8
Coding region: 1-1332 (443 amino acids)
Cellular component (GO): cytoplasm
Molecular function (GO): glycosyltransferase activity
Source: RefSeq, a predicted model, not a curated record
AUGAGGAUCCUCUUCAUCCUUCUUUCCUCAAUUGUUGGACCAAUAAUCGCUGAGAAAAAUGUAAUUAUUUCGAUAUUAGCAAAUGAUGGAUUUCUGCUGCCAGCCAAGGUGUUAGCAUAUCGAAUGAAAAUGUUAAAUAUGUCUGUUCCGUACAUAUUAAUGGUGACGGAAAACGUUAGUGAGAGAAGUAUUGGUGAACUGCAGUCGCACAAAAUAACAGUACGACGUACAUCGUUAAUUACUGCUGCUCCAGCUAAAAAGGGAAUCAAAUAUCAGUACACGAGAUUGAGACUAUGGUCAAUGACUGAAUAUGAUGCUAUAAUGUAUCUCGAUUUGGAUGUUCUACCGCUGAAAGAUCUGAAACCAUUUUUCAAAUGUGGAUCAUUUUGUGCAAUAUUUCGUCAUUCCGAUAAAUUCAACUCGGGAGUUUUUGUAUUGAGACCAAAUUUAACGGUAUAUGAAGAUCUCUUGGCAAAGGCACCUCUUCUACCGACCUAUGACGGUGGAGAUCAAGGAUUUUUAAAUUCCUAUUUUGACCAGUUAAAAUUUACACCAAUGUUCGAUCAUACACAUCCGAACGAGCAGAAAUACAAAUCUGAGCAAAGAACGCUUUCCGCAGCAUUAAACUAUGAUAUUGGAAUGUACUAUUUAAAUGGAGGACGAUUUCUAGUGGAUCCUAUCAUUGUUCAUUACACAAUGGGGCCUACAAAACCAUGGAUUUGGUGGACGUAUCCGUUGUUUGAUUUGAAUUUAUAUUGGAGCAAUACGAGGAAAGAAAUGGAAAUAUUUUAUGGCGACACGAAUCCAGAUAUGGAACUAAUUAUUUUCGUUGUAUUAGUUGGUGUUUGUGCUUUGUUUUUCCGAAAGUUGAUUCUCAUGGGGACCGAGGAUUAUUUCCGUGUCGAUGCCUUAACGUCUUCCGAGGAUCGGACAGCUCAUUUCGUUAUAGUGUGGAUCUCGUUUUUACUAUCAGUCAAUUUGGUACCUCUAACAGCACAUCCGUUUGCCUCCUGGAUCUAUUUCAUAACAAAUUUGAAUAUUCUUAUUGUCUGCCUCAGUGACAUCUUUGUGAGGAUACGACUCGGGAACUAUACCACGAACUACACAUAUCCAAGGAUCCUCGCAUCCACGUUGAUCUCACUUCUUAUUCUGACCGCCUUGUCCUUGUUAGCGCUCACGCCAACAUUUGGCACUAGAGCAAUUCUUGCCGUCGUCUCCAUGAUCUCUUUAUUUUUCAUUAUUCCAUUAAUUUGUAAGAAGGUGCUCAUAGGAUGCUCCGAUUAUCAUUCCAGAUAUCAAUUGUUAUCUCUUAAGAAGGAAUAUACUCACUAG